AUUUUUACUCUGUCUCUCCCACGACGUUAUUCCUCUUUCCUACAGCGUACAUCAUUAUUACGUUCUAAUGUCAAACUAGGCGAUGACGUCAUUUAGCGACUUCUAGUGACUUUUAGGACAGCCAAUAGCUACUUUCCUUAUUGAGGAGUUGGCAACACUGCCUGCGCGUUAGGAAAUAGCACAGACUGUCAGCCGCUAGCCUAUUCUACGUUUAGUACGUUAUCCAUAUAGUAUAUAAUUUAUGGUAAAUUCUAUGUUAGUCUGUUACCUAGUUGUUAUUUAAUUUUCCCGUUGUUGAUUUGAUAGCAGCUAGCUACAGGAUCUAGUUAUAGUUUGUGUUGCUGGCCUAACGCUAGCAAUCGUUACUGUUGUUCAGUUACACCAGCUCAGAAGAAUAUGCAGCUAUGUUGUCGUUGAUGUUUAUUUAGAGUGUCUGUUUCUGGUUUCUAAGCCCCGAGUUCUCUGUAGUUUGUUAGCUAGCUAUUCCAUUGGCUAACGUUAGACAUUUUAACAUGAAGACGUCAACAGGUGCUGUCGUGAUGCACAUCGUCACUGUUGCUGUAUGCAGCCUAUUGCUGGUUGCUCAAGGGCAGAUAGACGACGAAGAAUGGCUUGAUCCGCAUGAUAUGUUGAACUACGAUGCAAGCUCAAAGACCAUGAGAAAGCCUGCUCAGCCUGCUGAGCUGAACAAUUACCCUAAUGUACCCACCAAAAGAAGGGAAUACAGCCAGGAUUUGGAUCAAAUGGAAGUAAGGGAGUGCAACAACAAAGUGGAAGGCUUACAAAGAGAGAUUGAAGAGUACAAGAAGAAGAUUACACAGGUUGCACAGCAGCCAUCAAGCAACCCAGUGUUCAAGCGAUUCCUCACCAAGCUUCUGAAGGAGAUUGAAAAAGUUGGCCUGCCCACCGAUCUCAAGAACGAUAUCCACUACGACGCCAAAGUGAAACUGUCUCGGCAAGCGGUGACGGAGAUCCGGAAGCUUCUGGAGGGAAUGGACACCUGGAGAACGGGGGCUCUGGAUAAUGCCCUCAGCCAGAUCCUGGUGGAUCUCAAACCACAUGACUACGAGGCCUGGAGAUGGCAUUUUGAGGACACCUUUGGUGUGGAGAUUGACACAGUCAUGAAGGUGUCUGUGUGGGUCUUAAUCAUAGUGGUCAUCAUCUGCAGCGAGCUGUGGUCUACAGUCUCCUGGUUUGUCCAGUUCAAGAGAAUCUUUGCCAUCUGCUUCCUCAUCAGUCUGGUCUGGAAUUGGUUCUAUCUCUACAAGAUUGCCUUUGCUGAGCACCAAAAUAAAAUGGUGAAGAUGGAGGGCGUCGACGCAAAAUGCACUGGAAGGAAGAAAAUUGACUGGUGGGAUAACUUGAAGGAUUGGUACAGAGGUGCCAUGACUCUCCAAGACGAUCCCUGUAAGAUGUACUACGAAGUCCUCAUGGUCAACCCCAUCCUUCUCGUACCACCAACUAAGGCUAUCACUAUGACCAUCACCACCUUCUUCACGGAGCCUCUGAAGCACAUUGGUCAGGGGAUCAGCGAGUUCCUACGAGCCCUCCUCAAGGACCUACCGGUCACCUUGCAGAUCCCUGUGCUCCUCACCAUCGUGUUCUCCAUCCUGGUCUUCAUGUAUGGCAGCGCCCAGGCUGCUAUCCAGCAUGGCAUCACCAGACCGCUGCGUGUCGGUGGGCCCAGGGACCCCUCUCCCCCAGCCUUGGAUCAGCCCAUGCCUGAGGCCCGUCUGAGAGGGACAGACCACAACCCACUGGCAGGGGGGGACGCCCCUCAAUGCUCCCCCUCUCCCCUCUCACGCCGACUAGGACCAGCAGCCAACCAGGGGGCUCAGGACAGGACCUACGUCGGCCAGAGGAGCCCCCCCCACAGGGCGCGAAAGGAACCGACCAGGAGGCACGUGGAGACCCUGAGGAACGGCGACUGGCGGUACAGCGAGGACAAGAUUAUCUCGGAAUGUUGGGACGAUUUCACCGACGCAGUGGAUACCAACCCUCUAACUGUAGAGGGUAAUACCGACAUCCAGGCAGAGAUGCAACAAGAACCAGUUGAAGUUGGAUUCAUAACAGAAGGUAAUGACUCGCAAGAAGCUAAACCCUCUCCAGUGAAAGCUAAAGCCAAACCAAAUGAGGAGGACGUGGCGUCUGACUCUAAAGGGGCAGCUGACAGCAUUGCUGAGCACCAGGAGUAUACUGGAGGUCGCGCCAGCCCAGUGCAUGCCACUCCAACAAGUGGUCACGGGCGCGAGCAACAUGACAAAUUCUUGAAACACGAACCAGAGAGUAAUUUUACGCUUCAGACCCACCCUGCUAACGCAGCCAGUGUAGCAGGUUUCAUUGAUAACGAGAGCGUUUCACUCGCUGCUCAUGCUCAGCCUAAGUAGCACAUCCAGUGUAGCAGGUCUGUUAGGCCAAUACAUUGGCUUCAUUCUAAGCAGUAUGCUAAUGGAUAUUGGAAACUAUGUUUCUGGGUACAGUCAGUAAGCCCCCUGUCCUUGUAUGUUUAAAUGCCAACCACAGCAUUUUACAUGGGAUGAUUCAGAUUCUACAUAAAUUGGUAAAUAGUACCUUCUCUUAAA
Molecule: messenger RNA, 2582 nt
Organism: Salmo salar (Atlantic salmon)
Lineage: Eukaryota; Metazoa; Chordata; Actinopteri; Salmoniformes; Salmonidae
Product: chloride channel CLIC-like protein 1
Cellular component (GO): membrane; endoplasmic reticulum
Molecular function (GO): chloride channel activity
Source: RefSeq, a predicted model, not a curated record